AACAAAAAAUUAACUGCUAUCUACUGUGUUUUAAUGUCAUUUGGUUAGUCACUGAACACUGCACUGUUAGUGUUACUGUGAGUUUUGUAUUUUCACCAAGGACUUGUUGCCAGACUUCUGGACAAGGUUUAGUUUCUGAUUCAGGCUAGAUUGAAAAGCAAUGUUCAGCCUAUGUUAGUGCUUGAGAGGCAGCUGGAACAAAGGAUGACGGGAGGAAAUAGAAAGGGCAAAGGCGAGGGCGCAAAUCCAGGUGUGCGUCGUGGAUAUACCUGCGCUUUUGGGGUGGUCCAAUCUUGAAUCUGAUGUCUGAUUUAUAUAGAAUAUGCUACACCUUUUAGCAGACAAACAGUAAAUGCGACAAUACCUGCUUUUUAUAACAACGACAACCCUAGAAACCCUGAGGCACUAGAAUGCUAAUGUUGUCCAGGGCUUUGACUUAUCAAUACAACCAUUGCAAAAGCGGCAGUGACUGCCACAGCAUCGCUCUUGUGUGUGCUGCUUCCACCCAUUCACGGAUCUCCGGAGUCUGCAGGUGGAAACAGACAGCAUCUCCAACUUGAAGCCUGUUUUUCGUGCGCCAGGUUUGAUAAUGGACACAACGGAUAUCAUGGAUUUAACGCAUCAGAAAACGAGAAAACGCCCGCGUCCAAUCAGUUCUGUGGAUGAGUCCGUAGUACAAGCGUCCCUGAAACGAAUCUCAAUGCGAACGGCGGAAUGCGGGGACGCUCCGUUCAUAUACUCAAGAGGCGACCCCUUACCUGCAGCAUCACUGAAGCAGAAUGAUUAUUCUGUGUCUUCCUCGCCAGCCACAGUUUUGUCAGCGCAGGAUAACCGUUCCAGCAUGUCCAGGCCCAUGAUCACCAGAUCACCAGCAUCCCCCUUGAGUAACCAGGGCAUCCCGACGGCCGCCCAGCUCACCAAGUCCAAUGCCCCCGUGCACAUUGACGUGGGUGGACACAUGUACACCAGCAGUCUGGCCACGUUAACCAAGUACCCAGAGUCCAGAAUCGGGCGUCUCUUCGACGGCACAGAGCCCAUAGUGUUGGACAGCCUGAAGCAGCACUACUUCAUAGACAGGGAUGGACACAUGUUCCGCUACAUCCUCAACUUCCUCAGGAUCUCCAAGCUCCUCAUCCCAGACGACUUCAAAGACUACAGUCUGCUGUACGAGGAGGCCCGGUACUUCCAGCUGCAGCCCAUGCUGGCCGAGCUGGAGCGAUGGCGCCAGGACCGCGACCUGGCCCGGGUGUCACGCCCCUGCGAGUGCCUGGUGGUGCGCGUGGCACCCGACCUGGGAGAGAGGAUCACGCUGAGCGGAGACAAAGCCCUCAUCGAGGACGUGUUCCCAGAGAUCGGAGACGUCAUGUGCAACUCUGUCAACGCAGGCUGGAACCACGACUCCACACACGUAAUCCGCUUCCCGCUCAAUGGAUACUGCCACCUCAACUCCGUCCAGGUCUUGGAGCGUCUGCAGCAGCGUGGCUUUGAGAUCGUCGGAUCAUGUGGUGGGGGCGUGGACUCAUCCCAGUUCAGCGAGUACGUCCUGAGGAGGGAACUGAGGAGGGCGGGCCAGAGAGGAGGGCCUAACUCAAACCGGAUAAAACAGGAACAGCUGGACUAGAGACCUCCAAGACACACCGGGGGUGCUAUACUUUUUUCGGUGGCAGCCAAGCGCUAGAUGGGACGCAGCAGAGCUCUGUGGAUUCUGGGUAUAAUGCUGCGCUCAUGUGCUAAUCAGAACUAGGAAACUCAGAAAUUUCCGACAUGCUAACUGGUUGAACGAGGCACGUGUAUAACCACAACCAGUUAGCAGGUCAGAAAUGUCUGAGUUUCCUAGUUCCGACUAGCAUGUGAAUGCGGCUUUAUUUUUUUGUUUUGUUUCUUUGUCGU
This is a messenger RNA of Coregonus clupeaformis (lake whitefish), 1890 nucleotides long. Its product is annotated as BTB/POZ domain-containing protein KCTD1. The record is from RefSeq and is a predicted model, not a curated record. The transcript has 5 exons. NCBI's taxonomy places the organism in Eukaryota, Metazoa, Chordata, Actinopteri, Salmoniformes, Salmonidae. Gene Ontology annotation, molecular function: transcription corepressor activity; transcription factor binding. Bases 590 to 1621 code for a protein of 343 amino acids. Gene Ontology annotation, biological process: protein homooligomerization; negative regulation of DNA-templated transcription. Gene Ontology annotation, cellular component: nucleus.